This is a messenger RNA of Telopea speciosissima, 2316 nucleotides long. RefSeq names its product F-box/kelch-repeat protein At5g42350-like. Gene Ontology annotation, molecular function: protein binding. Lineage: Eukaryota; Viridiplantae; Streptophyta; Magnoliopsida; Proteales; Proteaceae. The transcript is spliced from 2 exons. Gene Ontology annotation, cellular component: SCF ubiquitin ligase complex. The record is from RefSeq and is a predicted model, not a curated record. Bases 267 to 2099 code for a protein of 610 amino acids.
CUCCUAUAAUGAUUGUUUAUGGAGUUCUGCUUUACCAAUUCGAGUUAAGGACACCAUGAACAAAAAGUAGUACGAAGCGAUCUAGAUAUAUGCGCACUACCGAUUUCCUGCAAAACCCUACCUUUUCUUCUCCUUCGAUGUCUAUAGGUUUAGAACAGAGCCGUUGAAGAAUUUUGAUUCUAUAUUGACGAUGUUCAAGUGUCUGCAUUGAAGGGAAUGUGUUUCAGGACAUAAGGAUUUGGGCUUGGGUUUCAGGAGCUUUGGAGAUGAUGAGCACUGAUCAUUGCAAGAGAUCAUGUAGUCAUGGUAAAGCUGCACUCCUCUGUAAUGAUUCUGGUGGAGGAACUGAUGACAGAAUCAUUGUUGAUAGAGUGGUUGGGGAAGCAUCUAUUCGAGAGGAUUUUGAGGCUCUUACUGUGUCAAAACGCCUUGUAAGAAGUGUUAGCGAGAAAUUGCGGAAAAAGAAUCACAGAGGAAAUGUUGAGGAAGAAGGAAAUCAGAGGAGAAUUUCUUCAAGAUGCCUUGGCUUGUAUGGAAGGGGUGGUGGUUGCAAGGUGGGUGCUGACACAUGCGAGGACUUUGCGGAUGGUAUCUGUAGAAGAAAGUCUAGUGCGGACGAAGAAGGCAAAGGACACCAAUCAAUCGGUGGCACUGAGGACACUAGAAUUGAUUGCUUCUCAUAUGGGGUGACUGAGAGGUUUUGGAAGAGGAUUGGUGCAAAAGAGAGAGGACUUGAAGAGCCACCAUCAGAUGGUGGAAUCAAUGUUCUGCUUCCAGAUGAACUUCUUGAAAUGUGCUUGGUGAGGCUUCCGCUCAGCAGCCUCAUGACUGCUCGCCUUGUGUGCAAGAAAUGGAGAUCCCUGACUUCAACUCGCCGAUUUUUGCAGUUGAGGUGUGAAGGUUUGUAUCGUAGCCCAUGGGUGUUCCUUUUUGGUGUUGUGAAGGAUAGUUAUUGUUCAGGCCAUAUACAUGCAUUGGAUGCAUCCCUUGAUCAAUGGCAUAGGAUUGAUGCUCAUAUUCUGAAGGGAAGGUUUCUUUUCUCUGUUGCCAGCAUUGGAGAUGAUGUUUUUGUUGUUGGUGGUUGUUCUAGCUUGACUAACUUUGGGAAGGUUGACAAGACUUCAUUCAAGACUCAUAGAGGGGUAAUAGUAUUCAGCCCUAUAACUAGAUCAUUUCGUAAAGUGUCUCCAAUGAAACAUGAGAGGUCAGCUCCCAUUUUAGGUGUUUUCAGCGUUGGUUCUUAUUGCUCUGUCUUUCGAAGUCAAUCAAACUGGGCAGACCCGCACUUUUCCAGGUCAAGGGUGGGUGGUGUAUCUAAUGUGUAUGAGGAUCCUCACAGGCUUUCACUAAGACGUCAUCUCAGGGGUUCUUCCAGUGAAGAUGAAGCUUCGUCAGAACCCAAGAGAAAGCCAUGCAGGUCUGUCAAGCAAGAAAGCAGUUGGUCGAACCUGGAUGAGGAUAGGAGGUUUAUUUUGAUUGCUGUAGGUGGGCUGGGAUCCUGGGACGAGCCUCUGGAUUCUGGGGAAAUCUAUGAUCCAGUAUCAGAUAAAUGGAUGGACAUACCUAGGUUGCCUGGAGAUUUUGGAAUAGUUUGUUCUGGGGUUGUUUGUAAUGGGAUGUUCUAUGUUUAUUCUGAGACUGACAAACUGGCUGCCUAUGACUUAGAAAGAAGUAUUUGGGUGGGAAUCAGGACCACUCAGUCCCCUCCUCGUCUUCAUGAUUACUUCCCAAAACUCAUUUCUUGUAACGGUCGCCUCUUCAUGCUCUCCGUCUCCUGGUGUGAGCAGGAUUGUCAGAUGGGUUGUCAAGAUAAAGCUGUAAGGAAGCUGUGGGAGUUAAAUCUCUCAUUGCUUACCUGGAGGGAGGUCUGUAGACAUCCAGAUGCCCCCAUGGACUGGAAUGCUGCAUUUGUGUCCGACGAGAAUUGGAUAUUUGGGAUUGAAAUGUUCAAGAUAUUUGGGCAAGUGUUGGACUUCCUGACUGUUUGUGAUGUGUCUGGUUCAGAAUUGAGGUGGACUCGUAUCUCAAGGAAGCAUGUGGCACAUGAACUGGAUGCUUCAUCGUGCUUAACAAAGUCGAUAGCUGUACUGCAUCUCUGAAGCUCUUGGUGAACAAUGCAAGUCAUGCAGAAGAGAGUUCCUGUAUCUGUCCGCAAUUGUGACAUUCCUCAUAUCUAUUGUUUCAGGUUUCUAUGUAGACCUUUGUAUCUUGGCAACUUUGUGCUUGUGGUGAUUGAUUCAGAUUUUCAACACCCUCCUUGGCAUUUAAUGUAAAUUAAACAAUGUUGAUUAAAAUUGAUUCGGUAUUUCAAUCACU